Juglans microcarpa x Juglans regia is the source of this 1974-nucleotide messenger RNA. RefSeq names its product exonuclease 1. The coding region runs from base 127 to 1857 and encodes 576 amino acids. The record is from RefSeq and is a predicted model, not a curated record. The transcript has 12 exons. Gene Ontology annotation, molecular function: protein binding; metal ion binding; DNA binding. NCBI's taxonomy places the organism in Eukaryota, Viridiplantae, Streptophyta, Magnoliopsida, Fagales, Juglandaceae.
ACUCGGCUCCUCUUCCCGCCAUCUUCUCCCGCUUGGAAUGGAAACCUUCUUCGUUAUUGCCUCCUAUUCUGAGCACCCAAAAAUGAAAAAGAGAAACCAAAAACCCAGGAGUAUCAGAAGGAACAAAUGGGUAUCAAGGAUCUUCUCAGAUUUAUGAAGCCUCACAUCGAACCCAUUCACAUUAAAAAAUACGCCGGCAAGCGCGUGGGUAUCGAUGCUUAUUCAUGGCUUCACAAAGGAGCUUAUUCAUGUAGCAUGGAGCUUUGUCUGAAUUCAGAUAGUGAUAGGAAAAUGAGGUACUUGGAGUACUUUAUGCACCGAAUCAAUCUGCUUCGGCACCAUAAGGUAACCCCCGUCGUCGUUUUCGAUGGCGGCAACAUCCCAUGUAAGGCUGCCACCGAGGAAGAACGACACAGAAAGAGAAAAGCUAAUCGUGACUUGGCGAUGGCAAAGCUCAAACAAGGGGAUGCUAGUGCUGCCUAUGAACUCUUCCAGAGAGCAGUGAGUAUUACUCCAUCCAUGGCGCAUCAAGUGAUACAGGUUCUUAGAUCAGAGAACAUUGAAUAUGUGGUGGCUCCAUAUGAGGCUGAUGCACAGCUGGCAUAUCUGUGCAGCCUUGAAGCUGAAAAGGGUGGUAUCAUUUCUGUGAUUACAGAAGAUAGUGAUCUAAUAGCAUAUGGUUGCCAAGCUAUUGUCUUCAAGAUGGACAAAUUUGGCAAUGGCGAAGAGAUAGUGCUAGACAAGAUAUUUGGUUCUGUGGCCCGUACACCUUCCUUCCGAAACUUUGAUAUGGACUUGUUCACAGGUAUGUGUGUUUUAGCUGGCUGUGAUAUCCUUUCAUCUAUUCCCGGAAUUGGGAUUGGAAAAGCUUAUGCUCUGGUCUCCAAGUACCGAAAUUUAGAUCGCGUUCUAUCAGUUUUGAAGUUUGAGAAGGGCAAUCAAAUGCCUGAUGACUACUCCAAAUCUUUUACAGAAGCAGUUGCAGUUUUCCAACAUGCCCAAAUAUAUGAUAUUGACACUAAAAAGCUCAAACAUCUAAAACCUCUUCCAGAAAAUCUUCUACAGUCUCUGAAUGGAGAGCUUGAGUUCCUGGGACCAGAAAUGCCUACAUCAAUUGCUAAUGCAAUUGCUGAAGGUUAUUUAGACCCUAUAAGCAUGGAGGCUUUUGAUCAUUUCCCAAGUUCUGGAUGCCAUCCAGAUUCCCUUGUUAUCCAAUCCUCUGGUCAACUAGAAAGUCUUGAAGCUGCUGCGGUAUCUACACAAGAGAGCUGCAUCACAAUCUCUUCCUCCCACAAAACCAGCAAAACUGAUGUUUCAGAGAAACAGAGGUCAGUUUCAAAUUCAAGUAAAUAUCUGAAGGAAGCUGCAGCACUAGAGAAACUAAUUUUGCCAUCAGACAUUCAUGGAACGGUAGAAAUUCCAACGGUUCAGAACAGAAAUUCCCUGAAGGUUCCUGACAACAACCCGUUCAAGAAGAGGAAAUGGGAUGAAAUCCAGUUGGAUCCAAUUGAGAGCAUUACUGAGCAAGUUUCAUUUGCGACUGAUGAAAGUUUGGGCAUCUUGUGUGUCACUCCAGACAACACUCCAUUAAAGGUUCUUGACAAGUCUCCUAGAAAAAGAAGGCUCAGUGACAUUCAGUCAGAUCAGACAGCUGGUCAUGUUUCUGGUAUAACUGACUUGGGAUACUCAGACACCAUGUGCAUAAAUUUGGAAUCCCAGGAGAGUGUAAAUUCUAAGCCUAAAAGGGUCACAGAUGGAAAAAGGAGAGAGAAAAUUGAGAAGUCAAAAAGGGGCAGCAGCAAGAGUUCAGAAAAUAAAAAGAACAACAGUAUCUUGAAUUUCUUCUCUCGUGUAUAGUAUACAAAUGAAUUUCAUUUGUAUUUAAUUUUUUUUACCAGAUACUUUAGGCAUUCUUUGAGCCAUUUGUUCAUUUCAAAGGUGAAGAUUGCUGAAAGAGUAGCUCAUUUACGACUU